GCUUCCCUCAGUCCUCCUCCUCUCCUCUUCUAAGAUAGGUACUUGUCUGCCUCUCAUGUCCCUUCUGCAUUCUAAAGACACUGCUUCUGUCAGCUCUUCAGGCACCAAAGAAGGAGUCAUCGUAGGUUCGGUGUCUUAGAAGGAUGGAAUCAAUCUCUAUGAUGGGAAGCCCUAAAAACCUCAAUGAAACUUUUCUACCAAAUGUGGCCAAUGGCAUCAAGGAUGCCAGUAAGGUCACUGUAGGCAUCAUUGGAAGUGGAGACUUUGCAAAAUCAUUGACCAUUCGGCUGAUCAGAUGUGGGUACCAUGUUGUUGUAGGAAGCAGAAACCCUAAACUUGCUGCAGAGUUCUUUCCCCACGUGGUUGACGUCACUCACCAUGAAGAUGCAGUAACAAAAACAAACAUCAUUUUUGUAGCUAUUCACAGAGAACACUACACGUCUCUGUGGGACCUCAAGCAUUUACUCGUCGGUAAAAUUCUGGUUGAUGUCAGCAACAAUACAAGAAUAGACCAAUAUCCAGACUCCAAUGCAGAGUAUUUGGCAUCACUUUUCCCAGAUUCCCUAGUUGUCAAAGGAUUCAAUGUUGUUUCAGCUUGGUCACUCCAGUUAGGACCUAAGGAUGCCAGCAGACAGGUCUAUAUAUGCAGUAACAAUGUUCAUGCUCGCCAUCAAGUUACUGAGCUUGCUCGUCAGCUCGGUUUUAUUCCUGUUGAUCUGGGGGCAUUGUCAUCUUCAAGAGAGAUUGAAAACUUACCUCUGCGACUCUUCACACUGUGGAAGGGGCCUGUAGUGAUUGCCAUUAGUCUGGCAACAUUUUUCUUCAUCUAUUCCUUCAUCAGAGACGUAAUCCAUCCAUACGUGAGAAAUGAACAGAGUGACUUUUACAAGAUCCCUAUUGAGAUUGUCAACAAGACUCUACCAAUUGUUGCCAUCACAUUACUUUCCCUAGUGUAUUUAUCAGGACUUAUUGCAGCUGCUUAUCAGCUUUACUACGGCACUAAGUACAGGCGAUUUCCGCCUUGGCUGGACAACUGGCUGCAGUGUCGAAAGCAGCUUGGACUGCUCAGUUUUUUCUUUGCAGUGGUGCAUGUGGCAUACAGCCUUUGCUUGCCUAUGAGGAGAUCAGAGCGGUACUUGUUCCUCAAUAUGGCUUAUCAACAGGUUCAUGCAAAUGUUGAAAAUUCUUGGAAUGAAGAAGAAGUGUGGCGAAUUGAAAUGUAUAUCUCCUUUGGAAUAAUGAGUCUUGGGUUGCUUUCUUUGCUGGCAGUGACUUCUAUCCCUUCAGUCAACAGUGCCCUAAACUGGAGGGAGUUCAGUUUUAUUCAGUCUACACUUGGAUACGUUGCUCUGCUCAUAAGUACUUUCCAUGUACUGAUUUAUGGAUGGAAAAGAGCUUUUGAAGAGGAAUAUUACAGAUUUUACACACCGCCAAAUUUUGUUCUUGCCCUUGUUCUGCCUUCCAUUGUAAUUCUAGGUAAGAUCAUUUUACUUCUGCCAUGCGUAAGUAGGAAACUAAGGAGAAUUAGAAGAGGAUGGGAGAAAAGCCAUGCAAUAGAAGAAACAAGUGGAUCCAUUCCACAUUUCUCUCCGGAAAGAAUAACUGUGAUGUGAUGAUUGACUACUAUUUGUUAGUACUAUUGCAGAUGUUUGACUUUUUCUUUGUUGUGUUUUGCUUUUUUUGUCAUAAACUUGUAUUUUCAGGAGUUUAUGCGAUGUAUGUGUAAAGUCAGCGUGGACUUGCUUGGCAUACAUACAAGCCCUCUAUGGAGUUGUGAGAAAUUUAUAACUAGGAAAAUACUAUUUCUGAUGUCUACCAAAAUACUUUAUUUUUAAUUACAGAGGGCAGGUAAUCAUGAAAUCAGAUGUUUUAAUGCUCCUUUGCACAGUUGUAUCACAGUAAUGUUUCAUUAUAAUGAUGCUAUUGAGAUAUUUCUUUGACUCAGAGAGUGUGUCAGAGUGCUGUGUCUUAACACCAUACUUUACCACAUCUGUCAUUUAAACCACAGUUCUGGGUUACUGAGUUCAGAAUUUUGACUAAUAGAGUUAAUAAUUUAGGAAAUGUUCAGAUUUUGAAGUAACCGAAAUUAAUUUGUAAUGAUGUGUUGCACAUGUACAGUGUAUUUAUUUUUGUGGUUUUACAAUAUUCCAUGAUUUGAAUAUGCAAAGCCAAUUUCAAUUGUGGCCAAAUUAUACGUCUUGUAGGCAGAUUGUAUUGUACCUUAUAGGGCUUUUCUAAAAAGAAUCCCAUGGAAUUUUAAACCUUAGCAUCUCUUUAUUUCUGUGUGUCAUAUAAUGAGAGCAUUAUUAUACAUGAGUGGAAAGACUUGCAGAUACGUAUGCAAGCAACUACUUUUUGAUGAAAUAUUAUUUUAAACUACCAGAAGACGUUUUAAAAUGAAAAUACUGAGAAGUCUGCAACAGUAAAAAUCCAUUUUCACUGUGAAACUUCCAACAUGUUGGUACAACAGGGAAGCAUCACAUUUACACUGGAAUUUUAGUUAUAUAUGAAUGUCCCACAAUCUGUCUUACAGUCUUAGUAUCAUUUGGUGUAAAUACAAUCUUCUAUUUUUAUAUAUAGUCUUACUUUUACAACAGAAGAAGUUUCUGAGAUAUGCCUGAGUUUUUGAGAAACAAAAUGAUUAUUCUCAAACUUAUAAAUGAAAUUUUACCUCUAAGACUUGACAUUUAUGUCUUCUGUGGGAUUCAGAAGAACACUGAAAAUGAUUUAUUACUACUACUUCAUCACUUUAACAAAAUAACUAAACCCAAUUUAUGUACCCUCAGGCUAGUCUUAAUUAGCAAAACUUUUAUUUUAAUGAAUGAGAAUUGGUCCAAAUUUUCCUUGGAUAUAUGAAAUUAUAUUUUUCUUAACUAUUUUUGCACUGAGUCUCUGAUUUUCUUAGCUGGGUCUUCACUUACUAUUUCUUUGCAAGAAUUUGUCAUCAAUGUGAUACCUGUGAGAAAUACAGUGUACUUACGUUGAAUUUAACCUGAAAUAUCAUCAAUCCUUUGAAUCUCAGUACUUCUAUAAUGAAACCGACAGCUCCAUGGAAAUAGAAUCUGGAAUCAAAUUCUGCUCCCAGUUACAGUAGCUUAAAUCUAAAGAGUUUGUUAGCUGUUCUUAAUUUCAUUUCAAACUCAAGAAUGUAAUACAGUUUUAGUUUGAUUGUAAUAUCUGUGUUCUCCAAACAUCAAGUCUGUACAUUCAGGGUUUGUUGAAAAUCAAGAGACAGCUGGAUCUUUUUAAUUCCAAGCACAUUCACCAGGGUAAUAACGUUACCGUCCUAUUUCCAAUAUACAGCUAUUUCAGUGACAAAUGUAAUACGUGAGCCCAAUACCGUUUUAUCAAACUAGAUAUUUAGCAAAAAAACUGUCAUUAUUACAUACAGACAGGAGGUGAAGCUAGUAGGAAUCCAAUUUUCUCAUAAAAAUGGAGAACAAAUGUCAUUUACAACUGCUAACUUACUUUGCCUGUGUGUAAAUUCAUUUCAAUACAGAAAGUUGUAUAUUUUUGGAAGGCUUUGGAAGGCCUGUAACCAGAUUUCAUAGCCAAGGUUUCUUAUUCCAUUACAGACAGAAACAAAGAAAGCUUGGGCAUUUUUACUCCAUUACUUUAAAUAAAUUUAAUUACAGAAUUAGCAUAAAUAGUUCAACUGAUACAACUAUUCUCUUGGUUCUAAUUACUCACAUAUCCAGGUGUUUGCAGGAAUAUUUGCUUGUGAGUUGUCUGGAAGGCAGUUAAUCUUCACAAAACUGUGGUAUUGUUUGUGUAGAACUAUUUCAACUCUUUGUUAUUAAUUUCAUGCUAGAGAAAACAGCAUGUGCGUCUGAUAUUAAAAUACACAAAGUCUUGGAGAACUGUAAUGAGAUAAAUACCAUGCUAUGUUCUGUCCCAGUUCUGUGCAUGAAACCUAAUUAAAGUCACUAGAAUUGAGCAGUAUAACUGAAAGUAGAAUUUCCUACCUUUUAACAAAUUUAGGAUAGAAACCACUGCUGUUGACAGUUUCCAAAUUAAAUAUGUUGCUAUUAUUUUUAUAGCAAUUAUACACUUCCGUAGGAUGUAUAAUUAUCAUUCAUGUCUAAUUCUUGUUUGAUGCAGUAGCGAUAAUGUUGCAGAGCUGUAGUAGCUGAACGUUAUGUCGAAGUCAAUAUAUGUUGUAAUAUAUCAUGCAGCCACUCACAGUAUAUACAGAAAUGUACUUGCCAUCUUUCCUAUGCAAAGUUACUUCUUCAUUAGACUUCUUCAAGAGUGUUAAAACUGUUAAAUUUUGAACUGACAGAAGUGUCUGGAGGGAAUAGUAACGUGUUGUUCCUUUCUUCAAACUACGUGUAUUGAAAAUCAAAAAUGUGGUUUAAUUUUACUUGAAAGGUUGAAAUACUGAAGUAUUAAUAAAUAGAUUAUAUUUUUAGAUGCAGUAUGUGAAAACAUUUUGUUAAGUAUUUGUGCUGUCAUGUGACAUAUGGUUUCCAGUUAGGCCGUGUAUUUAUUUCUAACUGGAAUAACAAGAUGACUUGUUAUUUAAUCUUGUGUAGUGUUCUUUAUUGUAAGGACCAAUUCACUCCAACGAGACACUGUAAGUCUGAAAAUAAAAGGACACUCAUGCAUUUGUUACACAUGCAUAUGUUCAGUCACAUCAGGAAACUAUUUGUAUGAUUAAUGACAUUGGUUUCUGUGGGAGAACUUGAGUAAAGAGUUACUGGAAAGACACCUGAGGCUAAAAGUUCGGUUUCAGUUGCCUAAGUAUUCUCAAAUAAAAUCAUUUAGACCCUUUAGUUAUUUAGGAGAAUAUACAUGUAUUUUGAGGAAUAGGCUGCUAUAAAAAUACUUUCUCUUUAACGUUGUAUAAAUUGUUUACUGAUGGUAGGGAUGUUCUGCCUAAUGUGAAAAUAACAUUCACUUCUCUUAAUUACUGUUAAAUAAAAACAAAAUACUGCUUGAUAUGUGAUGCAGAGCUUUACAUGUUAUGUUAGAAAGUAGAAACCUCUAUGUAUUUAGCAACAGGAUGUCUGUUUUCUAUGGACGUGAAGGUAUUUCUUAGCUUUGUUUAAAAUGCAGUUCUAUUCCAGAUUCCAUAUCUGUCUUUAAUUUUAUAUUACAGUUCCAUUAACUGUGGCAACUACAUACAAGUUAAUUAAGUCCUCAUGUUUUUGAAUUAUUUAGAGAUUAGCUGUUUUGAAAUUCAGUUUUGCAAGUUGUUUGCAUACAUAGCCUGUGGUAAUAGUUGUUGUGAAUUGGUGCCACAUUUAACGUUUUGUUCCAGCAUUGUGCAUAAUGUGAUGUGCCAACAUGAGAAAGAAAGUACAUUUGUGUUUUUAUUUGGCAUUAAUUGGCUAUAAAAUAUUGUGUGUGUCUAUAUGCAAUUAGCUAUACAUGCUGCUCAACUUGCACUAAGGGAAAUUACUGAUUAAUAUAAGGCAAAAAAUUCCCAAGUGGAUAUAGAUUUCACAGGUAUGACUAUAGUUAAGAAACAGUUUUCCUCUGAGUGUUGUUAAAUCAAAGUUAGAUGUAUCAGCUGCAUAAAGAUUAGAUAGACUGAGUUUUUAAGUGCAAUAUUUUCAGCUGUAGCAGUGAAUUUAUGCAGUGGUAGUAGCUGCACAUGCAUAGUUACUUUCAGAUCGUACAUCUCUUAAUGCACAAGUUUGGGAUUUCUUGGAUGUUCAUUUGGUAGUAUUUUCUAUAAAUGUAAUAAGUAAAGUUGCAGUACUGACAUUGUAUCGUUAUAUGAUACUGCUUGAAUUAAUUAGAUUGCAGCCUAUGAAACAAGUGACACACAGAACUGACCUCAACAGUGAUCUUUAUCAUUAUAUGUUGUUUUUCAUGCCUUGCUGGCAAUGUCUUGCAAUGACCAUAGUUUGUCUCUCAUAUGCAAUAUUUUCCUGGUAUUCUCUUUGUAGCUGUUUGUCAGAGGGUUUUUUGUGCUGUUUCUCUGAACAGGGCUAUUAUAAAAUAUUAGUAAAAUGCUUUUACCUAUUUUUUCAUAGACUCUGAUUUACACAAAAAUCAAUAAAAGGUUAAUGUCAGGUAUUUGGCUUCCUCUUCUGUUCUUAUGCAUAAUAAAAUCCAGUUUGUUUUCCUUUAUAA
Messenger RNA from Coturnix japonica (Japanese quail), 6084 nucleotides. RefSeq names its product STEAP2 metalloreductase (gene STEAP2). The record is from RefSeq and is a predicted model, not a curated record. NCBI's taxonomy places the organism in Eukaryota, Metazoa, Chordata, Aves, Galliformes, Phasianidae. Gene Ontology annotation, biological process: copper ion import. Gene Ontology annotation, molecular function: ferric-chelate reductase (NADPH) activity; cupric reductase (NADH) activity. Gene Ontology annotation, cellular component: endosome; plasma membrane.